Coffea eugenioides is the source of this 2733-nucleotide messenger RNA. RefSeq names its product gamma-tubulin complex component 2. The record is from RefSeq and is a predicted model, not a curated record. Lineage: Eukaryota; Viridiplantae; Streptophyta; Magnoliopsida; Gentianales; Rubiaceae. The transcript is spliced from 21 exons. Gene Ontology annotation, molecular function: gamma-tubulin binding; microtubule minus-end binding. Gene Ontology annotation, cellular component: centrosome; gamma-tubulin small complex; spindle pole. The coding region runs from base 206 to 2311 and encodes 701 amino acids. Gene Ontology annotation, biological process: meiotic cell cycle; mitotic cell cycle; cytoplasmic microtubule organization.
UCUGCUGAUAGUACACUAGUAUGUAGUACUUGUCUGUGUCUAAUUAAGGGUUUGGGGAUCGAUUUUGUUGAAAUGCGCUUCAAUCUGCAAGAUUUCAUGCUCAAAUCAGUAACUAGGGAUUCAAUUUUCUGAUUAUAUACACUUCCAGAAGACAAAUUCUUAAGUAAUUAGGGUUAUAGUUAGUUGAGUUAGUUGAAAAAGCCCCAUGGAUUCUUCCGCCGUUGCUCCUUCAACUCCUCGAUGGAACCUCGAUCGUCCUUUUCUCACCGGCCGCUUUCACCAGGACACCAUUUUCACUUCUGAAUCCAGGGGUUCUAUUGCAGAUUCUUUUGAUGCAAGGUUGGACAAGGCCAUAGGUUGCUACCAUGCGUCAAUUCAGGAAUUGAUUGUAAUUGAUGAUGUCUUGUCUGCUUUGGUCGGGAUUGAAGGGCGGUACAUUUCAAUAAAAAGAGUGCGAGGGAAGGAAGAUACUGUAGCAUUUCAAGUUGAUCCAUCAAUGGGUUUGACUCUGCAGGAAUCUGCGAAAAGGAUCUUUCCUUUGUGUGAGAGCUAUUUGUUAAUUAAUCAAUUUGUUGAGUCGAGGUCGCUGUCCAAGCAUGGCUUAGUUAACCAUGCAUUUGCUGCUGCUCUGAGGGCACUCCUUCUUGAUUACCAAGCCUUGGUGGCCCAGCUUGAACACCAGUUUAGAUUAGGGAGGCUUUCUGUUCAAGGACUUUGGUUCUACUGCCAGCCAAUGAUGGGAUCAAUGCAAGCUUUGUCAAUAGUGAUAAGGAAGGUUUCAGCCAAUAACUUUAUAGGUUCUACAGUUCUCAACCUUUUGCAGAGUCAGGCCAAGGCCAUGGCUGGUGAUCAUGUUGUGAGAUCUUUGCUGGAAAAGAUGAUACAAUGUGCAAAUGCUGCAUACCUUAGAAUAUUGGAAAGAUGGGUAUAUGAAGGAGUGAUUGAUGAUCCCUAUGGUGAAUUUUUCAUUUCUGAGAAUAAGUCUCUUCAAAAGGAGAGUCUUGCUCAAGAUUAUGACGCUAAGUAUUGGCAACAACGCUACAGCCUCAAAGAUGAUGUUCCUAGCUUCCUUGCAACUGCUGCUGAAACAAUCUUGACCACUGGGAAAUAUUUGAACGUUAUGAGAGAAUGUGGGCACAAUAUUCAGGUCCCUGUAGCUGAAAAUUCAAAAUUGACAAGUGUGGGAUCAAAUCAUCAUCAUCUUGAGUGUAUUAAGGCUGCUUAUGAUUAUGCUAGUGGUGAGCUAUUAAAUCUCAUUAAAGAAAAGUACGAUCUGAUGGCAAAGCUGCGGUCAAUCAAGCACUAUCUUCUUCUUGACCAGGGUGAUUUCUUGGUUCACUUUAUGGAUAUAGCUCGAGAAGAGCUAAGCAAAAAGCCAGAUGACAUCUCUGCUGAGAAGCUGCAGUCACUAUUGGAUCUUGCCCUGAGGACUACAGCUGCUGCAGCAGAUCCUUGUCACGAAGACUUAGCAUGUUGUGUGGAAAAAACUACAUUGUUGAAAAGGUUGAACACCCUCAAAGAUCUUGAGAUUAGCCAGACUGUCUCUGAUAGUAACGAGUUGGAAGAACAAUUGAGCAUCACUGGGUUGGAGACAUUUUCUUUGAGUUAUAAGGUUCAAUGGCCAUUAUCUCUUGUUAUCUCGAGAAAAGCUUUGACAAGAUAUCAGCUUAUUUUCCGCUUUCUAUUUCAUUGCAAGCAUGUUAACAGGCAACUUUGUGCAGCAUGGCAAAUGCAUCAAGGUGUUCGCAGACUUGACAUGCAGGGGAUUGCAAUCUCUGUGUCAUCUUUGUUGUGUCGCAGCAUGCUUAGAUUCAUUAAUAGCGUUGUACACUACUUGACCUUCGAGGUUUUGGAGCCAAAUUGGCAUGUGAUGCACAAUAGGCUUCAAACUGCUAAGAGCAUUGAUGAGGUUAUUGAAUAUCAUGAAUUUUUCCUUGAGAAAUGUUUGAGGGAAUGUUUACUUCUUUCACCAGUUCUUCUCAAGAAGGUGGAGAGGCUGAAGCUAUUAUGCCUUCACUAUGCAGCAGCAAUACAGCGAUUAAUUACCUCUUCUGUUGACAUCCCCACUGGAAUUGUAUCUAAUGGCUCUCUUGAGACUGAAAAGUACAAGAGAUUGAAACUAAGGAGCCGAUCUCAGACGCUGAAAUUAGCACCUGAAAAUGCAUCAGUCAUUGAAUCAAUCCUGAAAUUUGAGAGGGAUUUUAGUGCUGAGCUCCAGAGUUUAGGUCCAAUUCUGAGCAACAGUUCUCGAGCAGAACCGUAUUUGACUCAUCUUGCACAAUGGAUUCUAGGUGUAGGGAAGGACCAGUGAGCAGUUGACAUGUUUGAUCAAUCAGCUGGAUGCCUUCCUGUGGUUUCAGUAUUCAAUCAAGCUGCCAACCUGCAAGCACAUUUUUCUUUGUUUAUUUAUUUAUUUCUUUUUGAUGUUGGUGUUCUCUUUUGAGUGUUGGGAGGAGGAAGCACGCAUUUAGCUGCCUAUUAUUUGUAUCCAGGUGCCAUAGAUCACUUAGGGAAGGGGAAAAAGGAGGAAAUUGGGGUAUACACGACAGCUUCAAACUAAUACUUUUGUAAUUAAAUCUUUGUAUGUUAAGUUCUGCAAAUUUGUUAAGGCGCCUGGCUAGGUUGGAUUGAGAAGAGUUGAAUAUCAAGCGUUUUGCAACUACGCAUCACUUUCAUUUGAGUGAAAAACUACUGCACCGAGGAAUCAAUCAAAGGUGAAAUUUAUAGAACUCA